This is a messenger RNA of Anoplopoma fimbria (sablefish), 4107 nucleotides long. RefSeq names its product zinc finger and BTB domain containing 41 (gene zbtb41). Gene Ontology annotation, molecular function: protein binding. Lineage: Eukaryota; Metazoa; Chordata; Actinopteri; Perciformes; Anoplopomatidae. The transcript is spliced from 11 exons. The coding region runs from base 156 to 2930 and encodes 924 amino acids. The record is from RefSeq and is a predicted model, not a curated record.
UCUGUCCAGGAUGGAGGCUGGGGCGUUACACUUCUCAGGGAACAAUUAGUCCUCCGUUUAAUUCACACAUUACUUGUCAACAAGAGCGUACAGUUCUAUUUUAAACCUGCUCGUAUUCUGAAGGUGUGAUUCAUGGUCUCCCAACAGACCCGCCAAUGAAAAGAAAGGCUUGUAAACCGCUGCGUCCCAAACGCAGCAGGCAGAUCAGUGCCAGCAAGGAAUCUGCUCCAGAGCCGGGCGCUGUGCUUGGCUCCAACACCCAACUAAACUCUGAAACUGUCACCUCACAAAUCAGGAGCCUGGCCAUGUCGCAACACAGUAACAAGCUCCUCAAGUUCCUGAAUGAGGACCGGACCAGGCAGAGGUUCUGUGAUGUGUCGGUGUCUGUGGGUGGAAAGCUCUACAGUGCCCACAAAGUGGUGCUGGCCCACGGGAGCAGCUACUUCCACGCUGAGCUGUCCAAGAACCCUGCUGCAGAGCAUGUGACUCUGGACCACGUGGAGGAAUCUGUUUUUCAGCACCUGCUUGGCUUCUUGUACACCUCUGAGUGCGCGGUUGCAGUGACGGACCUCCCAGCUCUAACUAAAGCGGCCCAAUUCCUGGACAUGAUGGAUAUACUAAAGCUGCUGUGUGAAGAAGGGGACAACAUCCAUGUGAUCCAGGCUCAGGAUGAAAUAAGAGGGUCGCCUGAGGUGGAAAUUACCUCCAGUGACUCGCCAGCAGGUGACACAGACAUCCAGAGCCCAUGUUAUGUUCAGUGCAACAUGUGCAGUUGCCAGUUCACCAGUGAAAACUCCCUGCAGAACCACGUGGCUGAGAGUCACGCUGAUGCACAUCAGGAAAACGCAACUGAGAAAGAGAAGACAGCAGCUCAGAGAACCGCCACCAUGCGGAGAUCAGCUCGCAGGAGGAGAACACCCACCAAAUAUCAGAGAGACAAUGUGGAGCACACCAUCAACACUCUUGAGCAAAAACAAAGGGCUGUAUCACCAAGAGAGCAAGAUGAAGAAAGAAUGGAAGAAGCAGGAAAGUUGGUUGUCGAAAACCAAUUCCCCAAACUGGAAGGGAACGAGACAUCCAGACCAGCUCAGGGGGGAGAUGUAGUAGACGAGGAGGAAGAGGAUGGAGACCUGAAUGAAGACGUGGUUGCCCAGAGGAAAGUUGUUGAUGUUCCUGCAGUAGACAAGAGCGUAGCUCAGCAGGGUUUAGAUAUAGACGGGGCGGAGCACAAGGCUGGUGGAGAGGUGAAAGUGCAUGUGCCAGCAGCAGGAAGCUCCACCCAGAGUCCAGUGUACCCUGAGGGUCUCGCUCCUGUCAUCAUCCAAACCUCCAGCAAGAAGAUUCUCAAGUGCCCCAAAUGUGACAAGACCUUUGACCGUGCAGGGAAGUACGAGAGUCACACCAGAGUGCACACAGGAGAGAAACCAUUUCAGUGUGACAUCUGUCUUCAGCGCUACUCCACCAAGUCCAACCUGACCGUACACAAGAAGAAGCAUGCCAGCGACGCUCCCUUCCAGAAGAAGGAGCACAAAUGCCCCUUCUGCAACAAACUCCAUGCCAGCAAGAAAACCCUGGCCAAGCAUGUCAGGAGGUUUCAUCCAGACAACAUCCAAGAGUUUCUUACAAAGAAGAAGAGGAAGAGUGAAGGCUGGAAAUGUGCUAUUUGUCUGAAGACCUUCACCCGCAGGCCUCAUCUGCAGGAGCACAUGAUCCUGCACACCCAGGACCGGCCUUUUAAAUGCUCCUUCUGUGACGAAUACUUCAAGUCCAGGUUUGCCAGGCUAAAGCACCAAGAAAAGUACCACUUAGGUCCCUUUCCCUGUGAAAUUUGUGGUCGACAGUUUAAUGACACAGGAAACAGAAAGAGGCACAUUGAGUGCACACAUGGAGGCAAAAGAAAGUGGACCUGCUUUGUUUGUGGUAAAUCCGUGAGGGAACGAACAACUUUGAGAGAGCACUUGAGGAUCCACAGUGGGGAGAAGCCUCACCUCUGUAGCAUCUGUGGCCAAAGUUUCCGUCAUGGCAGCUCCUACAGGCUCCACCUCAGAGUCCACCAUGACGACAAGCGCUACGAGUGUGACGAAUGUGGGAAAACCUUCAUACGCCAUGAUCACCUGACCAAACAUCAGAAAAUACACUCUGGUGAGAAAGCACACCAGUGUGAAGAAUGUGGCAAGUGCUUCAGGCGCCAUGAUCAUCUGACGGUCCACUACAAGAGCAUUCAUCUGGGAGAGAAAGUUUGGCAGAAGUAUAAAACCGCUGUGCAUCAGUGUGAGGUUUGCAAGAAAGAAUUUAAAGGAAAGUCCAGUCUGGAAAUGCACUUCAGGACCCACUCAGGUGAGAAACCCCACAGGUGUCCAGAGUGCAACCAGACAUUUCGGAUCAAGAAGACCUUGACAAAGCACAUGGUGAUUCACUCAGACGCUCGUCCUUUUAACUGCCCCCACUGCAGUGCCACCUUCAAAAGAAAAGACAAGCUCAAGUACCACGUUGACCACGUGCACAGCACCCGUUUCACUGAACAGCCCCAUGGCACACUCAGCGAGGACUGCGCUGAACCGAAGUCAGCCCUCCAGAGCAGCCCUUCUCCUACGAAUGUCUGCGUGCCCGUCACUUUAGUUCCUGUCCAGAUGGCAGGAGGAGCGCAGGGUGGUCCGAACGCACACAGGGCCUCUUCUAUGUCCUCCCAAACUCACAGCGUUGUGAGCAUGCAGGCUCAAGGACAGCAGCAGAACUCUAGCUACCAGGCGGCUACAGACCUGGCAUUCUUAGAAAAGUACACCCUCACCCCUCAGCCCGCCAACAUUGUCCACCCUGUGAGGCCCGAUCAGAUGCUGGACCCCCGAGAGCAGUCCUACCUGGGCACUCUGUUGGGACUGGAUUCAGCUUCCUCUGUGCAGAACAUCUCUAACUCUGAUCACACACACUGACGCUCCUCAGAAAAACCUGUAAAGGCAUCGUCCAGCAAACUGAUUUAAAAAUAAGAACAUAAGCUACAGCAUUCACCACUUCAAUAAAUUCACACUUCAAUACAGAGGACAAUUAUGCAAAGUGUUACAUUUAAGACAAGCAUGGGAUAACCUUUUUUAUGUUCAGCCUGAUCUCAGGAAAUAAACCUCAUUGUUACCAAAAUAAGUUAAUUCAUCUGGCCUGUACAAAACAAAAAGCUGUGUGGAUUUAAAUGGGCGUCUUUUUGUAGUAAAACAAUGACAAAUAUCACCAUAACUAAAACUGAAAAAAAUGUUGCGGGAACCUUUGUGUACCAAAAAUAUGAGAGGAAAACACAAAUCUGAAAUGUUACGAACGUCAAGGCUGCUUCUUUCUUCAGUGUAUGAAAUGAAAAAGUUUGUGUCCGACAGCUGAUGUUGGAUCGUCUCUGGUUCUCAGUGAGGUUUUGAUGGCACAGAAUAACUUGGGUUUUAUGUGUUUUUCAUUGUAUAUUUUUACGAGACAAACCUAUUUGAUUUUUAAGGAGUCAGUUGAUUGACAGAAAAUCUGUUGUGUCAAUUUGAUUAAACCAUUUGAGUAAUUUAUCCAGUAAAAAUAGCAAUCAUUUGUUGGUUGUAACUUUUUGAUUUCUGUUCUAGUAACUUAUGACAAACUGUCUCUAUUUAAAAAAAUAAAUGAAUUGGCUUUCCAAAUAAAUAAAUAAUAUCCAUUGAUAAUACAAAAUAUUCACUAGAUGCAGCCUUGUUAUGCUCAUUAAACUUUAACAGUGGCCUUAGAAUGUAUCAUAAUUUGGGUACUGCCUGUUCAACAUGUCACUCCAAAGUUUUGGGUUUGUAAUUGUAGGAUGUAGGGAAACUUGUAUGUUUUUUUUUUUCAAUCUUGCAGCGUACAAUGAAUAAAGGUCAAUGUAUAUAUGUAUUUGUGCAAGAACCUCAUUUUAAAUUCAGACGUUAAAUCCUUAAAAUGUGAUUUCAAAAAAAUGAAAUGACGUGUUCAUUGAAAGAUCUGUUUUUAGAAACUAAGAAGUGGAAAAAUAGACAAAAACUGUAAAGUGGAAUGGAUUAUGUGGCAGCCUCAGACAUUUGUUCACAGUUGAAUGUUGCAUAGUUCAAUUUCAAACAGUUAAUCUUCACUAUCUGAAAGAGUGACGACGCUCUU